This is a messenger RNA of Eucalyptus grandis, 1860 nucleotides long. Its product is annotated as lipase-like PAD4. NCBI's taxonomy places the organism in Eukaryota, Viridiplantae, Streptophyta, Magnoliopsida, Myrtales, Myrtaceae. The record is from RefSeq and is a predicted model, not a curated record. The transcript is spliced from 3 exons. Bases 11 to 1774 code for a protein of 587 amino acids.
GAGAAGUGAGAUGCUGGCGACCUUCUUGGCGUCGACGCCACUCUUGGAGGAGUCGUGGAGGCUGUGCAGCUUAGCAAACUCCGCCGCGCCGAGGAGCUUUGUGGCGGACCAACACGGUGAGGUUGGGUACCUGGCGUUCUCGGGCAUCCAGGUGAUUGACGGGCCCGAGGCGAGUUGUGGGACCCUGAUGGCGCUGGACAAGUGCGGAUGGGAGCAUCUGUUCUCGCCGUUGAGGUGUGACGGUGAUGGCGAGGAGACAGUUAAGGUGGACGUGGGAUUCCUCAGUCUCUUCCUGGAAUUUUACCAUCGACAGGAUUUCCGAAACCAGCCCAUGGCUUCUCCCAUCUCAGUCCUCUGCCUCACCUUCGGCACUCCCUUGCUUGGCAACAAGUCCCUUUCCCGAGCCAUUCUCCAAGAAAGAUGGGGCGGGAGCUUCUGUAACAUUGUCUCCAAGCUCGAUGUAGUACCGAAACUGUUCUUCGCUCCACUUACCUCCUUGACUCCUCAACUGCACUUGCUGCUUCAGUUUUGGCAAGUCGCUAUGGCUUCACCCAGUCCAGAACAGUUAGUUGGAGAACUACAAAAACAAAAUUUCGAUGAAUUCUUCAGCAACGUCAAAAAAUGUGUUAAAGAUGCUGCACAAUCAGAAGAAGGGGCCGGGAACAAUUUGUUUUGGCCAUUGGGAAGCUACCUAUUCUAUUCAGAAGAGGGAGCGAUUUGUCUGGAUAAUGCAACUUCUGUUGUUAAGAUGAUGCAUUUGAUGCUCGAGACAGUCUCUCCAACUUCCACUUUUGAGGAUCAUCUGAGGUAUGGUUAUUAUACGAGACCACUUUCUUGGCAGUUCCUGAAAAGAAUAAACAUCAAUGACCUCUCCGAGUCAAGCUACGAAGCUGGUGUCUUCUUGGCAUUACAAUCCUUAGGAAUAGAUCCACAGGAUGACAAUAUUUCAAAACCAGCUAAAGAUUGCCUGCAGAUGUCUCGGCACAUGGGACGUGCGCCGAACCUGAACAAUGCUUAUCUAGCUAUCAAACUAUCUGAGAUAACGCCCUACUGGGCACAACUUGAGUGGUACAAGGCACGCUGCGAUGAGUCCGUGGAUCAACGUGGGUAUUAUGACACAUUCAGGGAAUUUGCAGCAUCCAGGAGGGAGUCCACAAUCGACAUGAACCUGUUCAGACUCGGCGCAUUCUGGGAUAGGGUCAUAGGCAUGGCAGCACGGAAUGAACUCUCGCACGAUUUCCACCGCAGGUCCAAGUGGAUCCAUGCGCCCCAUUCCUACAUGCUCCUCGCCGAGCCAUUGGAAAUCGCACGCUAUUACCGUCAUGGGAUGCACAAAAAGAAGGGACAUUACAUCAAAUAUGGAAGAAAUAGGAGGUUCCAGAUUUUGGAAAGAUGGUGGAAUCGGAAGGUGGCUGUUGCGGCGCAAGAACCACAACAAAAUAACAACAGAAGGAGUAGGAGCAGGUUUGCAAGCUUGAGUCAAGAUUCUUUGUUUUGGGCGAGGGUGGAGGAAGCUAAAGACCAGCUCAAGAACGCAGAAGAGGAAGAGGACCUGAAUAAGUUGGAACCACUUUUGGAGAACAUGAAUCAUUUUGAGACGUACGCAAAGAAGCUGAUUAAGAACAAGGAGGUGUCCAUAGAUGUUCUGGCUAAGAACUCAAGUUACACAUUAUGGGCUGAGAAAUGGAAAGAUUUGAAGUCGAAGCUCUUGCAGCUACCUUCCACUCUUGUUCUGAAUGGAAUGGAUUGUGAUUACAAAGAGAUCGAGGGAUAGUGACAUAAAUAGUCCUCGAACUUUAGCCCAAUAUGUAACGUGAUUCCUAAAUUUAUAAUUUAUUUAUUGUGUUCUUUGAAUUUUAA